AUGGCGUCUGCGGAGUGCUAUCACCCCCUGCAAGUGAGGAGCACCGAAGCCGGUGACAUAACCCUCGGCUCCCGGCUGGAGUUGAGAGGGAACGGCGGCUGGAGCCGGGAGCUUUCAGGACCGCGGACAGCUCCGCGACUCAGCGGCGAGCAGGAGACCUCGUUCAGCAACUCACCCGCGACCAACGACACGGGGCACGGGGCGGGGGCUGUGCCCCCCCACAGCAACCGGGACAGAACCCAGGAGACGUCGCCCCGCUCCGAGGAGGAGCCGGAGUCCGAGGGGGCUACCCAGUCGGUUGAUUAUGGCUUCACAGUGGCGCUGGUGUUCCUUGUGGCCGGUAUCACGUUGGUGGUUAUCGCCUAUGCCAUCCCGAGGGAGUCUAAGGUGGAUCCGGACACGGUGACAGCCCGGGAGAUGGAGAGGCUAGAAUUACAUUACGCCUUGUUAGGGUCUCACUUGGACAAAUGCAUCAUCGCCGGCUUGGGGCUGCUGACCCUGGGAGGCAUGCUGCUAUCCUUAUUACUCAUGGUCUCUAUCUGCAAAGGUGAGUUGUACGGGAGAAGGAACUUUAUGGUCAGUGGCAGAGCCAGAAAGACCUAUGGGUCCAUAAACCUGAGAAUGAGACCCACAGACGGCGAGGGACAUCAAUCCCUGGUGGAGUCUGAAGUUCUGCAACCCUCGGAGAAUGUCAGCCAGACCGGCUCCUGA
Rhincodon typus (whale shark) is the source of this 711-nucleotide messenger RNA. RefSeq names its product transmembrane protein 74B (gene tmem74b). The record is from RefSeq and is a predicted model, not a curated record. The coding region runs from base 1 to 711 and encodes 236 amino acids. The transcript has a single exon. NCBI's taxonomy places the organism in Eukaryota, Metazoa, Chordata, Chondrichthyes, Orectolobiformes, Rhincodontidae.